CAGCCGCGCACACCGGAGGAAGCAGCUGAUCCGGGCCGAACCUCCCCACACCAGACUCUCCACUUGUCCUUUUUUUAAAAACUUUAGGACUAAGCAAAUAUUUCCCUGAGGGACAUAUUUGUUGUACUGCUGAAGAAGAAGGCUCCAGCUGGUCUGAGCUGGGAGGACGCGCUGAUCUAACUUCUUUUUGAGACUUCUUCUUGAAUCAUGUCGGAUCAGACUCAGAGGUUCUGCGGGCUGACCUGGGAUCAGGUGCGGCGCUUGGACUCGAUCCUGGGGGAGGCUGUCCCCAUCCACGGCCGAGGAAACUUCCCCACUCUGUCCGUGCAGCCCCGCCAGAUAGUCCAGGUGGUGCAGGCGAGGCUGGAGGAGAGAGGAGUGUGUGUUAAGGACGUGAGGCUGAACGGUUCUGCUGCCAGCCACGUGCUCCAUCAGGACAACGGGCUGGGCUACAAGGACCUCGACCUGAUCUUUGGUGUGUCUCUAAAAGAUGACCAGGCCUUCCGUCUGGUGAAAGACGUGGUCCUGGACUGCCUGUUGGACUUCUUGCCUGCCGGAGUCUCUAAGGAGCGCAUCUCGGCGCUGACCCUCAAAGAGGCAUACGUUCAGAAACUGGUGAAAGUCUGUAACGACACAGACCGCUGGAGCCUCAUCUCGCUGUCUAACAACACUGGCAAGAACGUGGAGCUAAAGUUUGUGGACUCGCUAAGACGGCAGUUUGAAUUCAGCGUGGACUCCUUCCAGAUAUGUCUUGAUUCGCUGCUUUUAUUCGAUCGGUGCUCGGAGACUCCCAUGUCGGAGAGCUUUCACCCCACAGUGGUUGGGGAGAGCGUGUACGGAGACUUCCAGGAAGCUAUGGACCAUCUGCGUCGGAGGACCAUAGCCACGCGCAGCCCUGAAGAAAUCCGAGGUGGCGGCUUGUUGAAGUACUGCCACCUGCUGGUGCGCGGGUUCACGCCCGCCUCAGAAGCAGACAUGAAGCAGAUGCAGCGCUACAUGUGCUCGCGCUUCUUCAUUGACUUCCCCGACCUAGGCGAGCAGCAGAGGAAGCUGGAGGCUUACCUGCAGAACCACUUUGCUGGCAUGGAGCACAAACGGUAUGAAUGCUUGCUAACUCUGCACCAAGUGGUCAACGAGAGCACCGUGUGUUUGAUGGGCCACGAGCGGCGCCAGACGCUCAGCCUUAUCUCCAUGCUGGCGCUGAAGGUGCUGGCAGAACAGAACGCCAUCCCUACGGUGACGAACGUCACGUGCUACUACCAGCCGGCACCGUACGUGCAGGACAUCAACUUUAGUAAUUAUUACAUUGCACACGUGCAGCCGCCGCAUGUCAUGCAGUGCAGUAACUCAUAUCAGACAUGGCUGCCCUGCAGCUGAUCCAUGACUGCUCUGCUCUUUUGGAGGAGGUGAACUAAAAUCACAGAAGAAUGAAAUUUGCCAAAUUUGACUUGACCAAAACAAUCCUGUACUGCUGCGCAGCUGAUUAAACCGACGAAAACAAUGCGCUUCAUUUACCUCAGAAGUUAGAGCUGGAAUCUGGGAAUUAUGUCACACCCUGUUCGGUGUAAAGUCAGAAAACAAGUUCUAACGGCUGCGCCCAGUGGCCAGGCUUUUAUUAGAAACUCAAGCUGGUAAUGUAUUUCACCACUUUCAUGCACUCAAACACCAUAAGGCAGUGGUUCUCAGAUUUUUUGGGUUCAGGGGCACCUUACCAGGGAGAAAAAGUUUCAGGGACCCCCUCAUAACCCUCAUGUUUAUUAAAUAAUUUUCUUCAAUUUGUCUCUUUAAUGCAACGGAAAUAUUUGUGUAAAAUUAAUACUUAAAACCUGUUCUUUAAUCGUGUUAAUAAUGCAAUUCUUAUACUUUAAACAUGGGGUAUUUUUCAUUCAAAACACAAUUAAUUAAAUUUUUUAUUUCAACUUCCAAAAAUUACAGUUUUGAGAAAAUGAACGGUAUCAAAAACCACUUGAAAACUUUACAUAUUUACAUAAUGAAGAUAAAUGUUUUGCCACUUAUUCAAUUUAUUACAGAAAACUCUUUACACAAAACUGAACAGAAUCACAACAGCAGUAGUCGGACCAAGUAACAGGAUUUCAUUUGUAAGGGUUGAUACACAUCUGUAUGCUUGGGAAAAAAAAAAAAAAAAAAAAAAAAAA
Molecule: messenger RNA, 2156 nt
Organism: Nematolebias whitei (Rio pearlfish)
Lineage: Eukaryota; Metazoa; Chordata; Actinopteri; Cyprinodontiformes; Rivulidae
Gene: tent5ba
Product: terminal nucleotidyltransferase 5ba
Exons: 2
Coding region: 208-1377 (389 amino acids)
Biological process (GO): mRNA stabilization
Molecular function (GO): poly(A) RNA polymerase activity; RNA binding
Source: RefSeq, a predicted model, not a curated record